AUGGCGGCAUCUCCGUUCACCUACUCAUCAACAUCUCGAAGAGUCACUCCUGCCCCAAACUCUCCUCCACUUCCAAUUCACAUCAAGGCCACCAAUGUCGUAUUCAACCCUGACAUUCCAGUGGUUCAUCGAGGUCUUGGACUCGAUGAUUUCGUCAAUUUCUUGACUUCUUGCCGCCUCCGAUACGCAAUCAGUGACGUACCAUCCGAGUUCUUCCCUGAACAAGUAUGUGAGUUUUACUAUACUGCAACAGUUAAUGAAGAAAACAAUGCCAUCACCGGAACAAUUGGCCAUGGCAGACACUCCGUCUUUAUCACUGCAGAGCUUCUCAGCGCUGCUUUACGAUUACCUCUGUUCGAACCUUUUUCUGAACCCCAACUAUUGAAAGAUGUAAACGCAUGUUUGAUCAACUGGGCUAUGAUCAUUCAAAGGCUGUGUGUGGGCCACAAGUCUCGGAGUGGUGAUCAAUUGAGUAAUUAUGAGCAACAAGUCGUUUGGUCUCUUCUUCUCAACAAAAGACUGGAUUAUGGGGCACUAUUCUUUGAUCAGCUUGUUCAACUUUUACGUGCAAAUGUGCGUGCUGAUCAUGUUCCCUUUCCUCGCUGGAUUGCCCUGGUGUUCGACAAAUUCUUCGCUGCUGAUUAUUUUUCUCACUCUGGGAAUCCAAUCCAAUGCCCUCGCAUGUCCGUUCGCAUGUAUCAGGAUGAUCCUUUGGAUUCAGACAUUGGGAUCUCAGAUAGGAUGAGAGAAUGGAUUGCUCAUCCAUACACUAUGCCUUCUCUCUCAGCUGAUACUGAUGAAGGAGGUGCUGAUGGUGAUCAUGUGGAUCAUGCUGAUCAAGAAGUGGAUCGUUAUGAUGGCGGCCAUUCCUCUCCUCCACCUUCUCCUCACCUUACCCCUGUCACUGGUCCUGCCUCCUUAGCUCCACAGGAUCUCAUGUCUCAAGGGGAGCAACCAUCUCAGGGGGAUCAUCAGUCUCAGGGGGAGCAUUCUUCUCAAGGGGAGCAACCAUCUCAAGGGGAUCAUCAGUCUCAGGGGGAGCAUUCUUCUCAAGGGAUGCCUCUCUCUCCGGGGGAGCAUUCAUCCCCAGCAGCUCACCACUUCUCUCCAAGGAUGCAAUCCAGCUUUCCAGUUGCUCCAGGAACAUCCAUGAUUCAAAUUCCUGCUUCCGCAUUCUCUGAACUGAUGUCACUGACUCGGGACAUGAGUCAGCGUCUGCUUAAUAUUGAGGCUGAUGUUCAGCAAAUCAAGGAGGUUCUUUUACUUACUCCUGCUUCUCGUCCCAUAUCCAAUGAUGUUCAAAAAAGGGGAGAUACUGAUGAUCACGCUGAUGAUCAUGCUGAUAGCGAUCAAAAUGCUCAUGAUGAUGAAGAUCAAAAUGAAAAAGACACAGCAACUGGUGAUAUCGGUACUCUUCAGCAUGACUCACUCAACCCCGUUGAAGAAGCUGAUCCUGCGGGACAUGAUAGUCCAGUAACUACUGAAAGGUUAUCUGAUGAUAGUGAGCAUAAUGAUGAACACAAAUCUGAUUCUGCGGGGCAUAGUAGUCCAGCAGCCACUGAGAAAUUAUUUGAAGAUAGUGAUGAUGACGAAGAGCGUGAUGAACCUGAUGAUGAAUGUCAAAUUUUUGACAUGAACUUUAUUGAUCCUCUCAUUCUAGUUCAGCAAGAAAGCUUAGAUGAUCUUGAAGAAUCUAUUCCGAUACUUGCCGAUCCUAUUGCUGAUUCAAUCAUUCCGGUCCAAGGAGAAGAUUCGGACAUUGCCAUCCAGGGCUCAGUCUUCUCAACCUCCUCCUAG
Molecule: messenger RNA, 1797 nt
Organism: Lactuca saligna
Lineage: Eukaryota; Viridiplantae; Streptophyta; Magnoliopsida; Asterales; Asteraceae
Source: the annotation of a GenBank genome assembly